Molecule: messenger RNA, 1032 nt
Organism: Australozyma saopauloensis
Lineage: Eukaryota; Fungi; Ascomycota; Pichiomycetes; Serinales; Metschnikowiaceae
Gene: ARC35
Product: Arc35p
Exons: 1
Coding region: 1-1032 (343 amino acids)
Biological process (GO): Arp2/3 complex-mediated actin nucleation; actin filament polymerization
Cellular component (GO): actin cytoskeleton; Arp2/3 protein complex
Molecular function (GO): structural constituent of cytoskeleton; actin filament binding
Source: RefSeq, a predicted model, not a curated record
AUGUUGCAAAUUGAACAGAGCAAUCUUCUCAUUGAGAACACAUUGGGUGAUCGCCUUUACCCCAGUGAAGAAAACUCCGGCUCUGCGAAGCUGCUUGACAGAAUUAUUUCUGACUUUGACUUCACAAACUACCACAUUUCAACUCUCCCAGACGACAACACCAAGCUCCUUAUUUCUGUAUACUUGCAAUGUUGGGAGGAUUUGGUCCGUUUUGGUGUCGAUCUGUAUCUCAGCAAAAAGUACACGUCGUAUUCUGCAGCUUUGACUAUCCUUCCUGCCUCUGAUGUUGAAACUGGAUACAAUUACUCGCUUCUACUUGACACUGAGGCCGCAAUUGCAGAAGGUGUUGAGUUUUCUCAGGCCAUGGUUGCCGAGCUUGCAUUGUUGAAGCGCAAUGCCAUGGCAGCCGCUUUUGAGUCGGCUUUCAAUCGCUAUGACGAGCUUGCGCAACAGUACUCUGGAGAAAACACCUACUCUGAAGAAAUCCAGGCUGCUUUGCAAGCAGAACCUACAUUGCUCGUUCGUCAUCGUGGAGAUGAAGAGAGCAUUUUCAUCAAGCCAUCCUUCGAUCGUGUCACCGUUGUGUUUUCUACCACAUUCAAAGACGACACUGACAAGAUUUUCGGAAAGGUUUUUUUGCAAGAAUUCGUCGAUGCCCGUAAGCGUUCUGUCCAGACGGCUCCACAGGUUUUGUUCACUGAUAAGGAGCCUCCAUUAGAUAUCCAGGACGUGGUUCCAAGAGGCUCUGUCAGCGACAAUAAAGGCUAUGUUACGUUUGUUUUGUUCCCACGUCACUUGACAAAGGGAGACCGCAGAGAAAAUUGUAUUUCUCACAUCCAAUUCUUCCGCAACUACUUCCACUAUCACAUCAAAUGCGCCAAGGCGUACAUGCAUUCGAGAAUGCGUUUCCGGGUAAAGGAAUUCUUGAAGGUGUUGAAUCGUGCUAAACCAGAGAAUGUGGAUGACGAUGGUAAGGCCAUUGACACGCGGAAGACCGCCAGCGGCAGAAAGUUUGAGGCUGGACGUGCUUAA